This is a messenger RNA of Hermetia illucens (black soldier fly), 957 nucleotides long. RefSeq lists its product as uncharacterized. The record is from RefSeq and is a predicted model, not a curated record. The transcript is spliced from 2 exons. The coding region runs from base 98 to 877 and encodes 259 amino acids. Lineage: Eukaryota; Metazoa; Arthropoda; Insecta; Diptera; Stratiomyidae.
GCGUUCGAUAUAAAUUACAGAAAAUUGGAGUAAGUCACAUCAAUCCAAGCGCAUUUGUUGUCUUAACCACAACUCAACCCGUAACAAAUCCGGUACCAUGAAAUUCGCAGUGAUCUUUGUCGUAGCUCUUUUCGGUGCGGUCAAUGCCGGCUACAUUGUAAGCCACGGAGACGCCAGUGGACACGGAGGUCACUCGAGCUCUUACAGCAGCAUCGGUUCUAGUGGACUCCGUAGCAUUGCACAAGGUUCAGCCAGCCAAGCUCAUUCUGCUGCAGCUCAACAACAUGCCGCCGCCCGUCAAGCUUCCUAUGUUGCUAAGAGCACCUUGGCUCAAGCCGCUGUUCAAGCCGCCGCCACUGCCCAAGCUGCACUUGCUGGAAAGAGCGUUCUAUUGCAAAACAUCGAGCAACAAUACGCCGAAGCAGAACAGGCACUCCAAGGUGAGCUGGCGCAGUUGCAUUUAGCUGAACAAUCCGCAGCUUCCGCUCAAGGUGCUGCUCAACAAGCCCAAACCCACGUCAACGUCUUGACUGGUGCUUUGAACAGUGCCCAAGGUGUCUUAGAACAUGCUCAAGGUUCCGCUGCUGCUGCUGCCUCAGAACUUGCAUCUCAAACUGAAAUGGUUGGCAAAGCCAAGGCCCGCCUCCAUGCUCUUGGAUCCCAGUUGGAAGCCGUCCGCGGAGACUUCGCUAUUACCCAACAAGCCGCUGAAAAGGCCAGCCUUUCCGCCCAAGCUGCGCAAAACAAUGCUGCUGCAGCCGCUGCAAAUGCUGCCCACGAACUUGAACAAUCCGCCGCUGUUGCAGCUCAUGGUACCAUUGCUGAUGAAUCAUACGGACACGCUGUUAUCACCAUCAAAGACAAAUACCAUCAUUAAAUAAUUGUGAUUUACGUAGGUCAUUAGCAGUAUUAAAAAAAUUUUGAAUAAAAUACGUUUGGAAAAUUUUUAAAAUUAAA